Closterium sp. Yama58-4 is the source of this 2205-nucleotide messenger RNA. NCBI's taxonomy places the organism in Eukaryota, Viridiplantae, Streptophyta, Zygnematophyceae, Desmidiales, Closteriaceae. The record is from the annotation of a GenBank genome assembly.
AUGUGCGUAUCUGUAGUGCGGUGGAGGUUCGAUUUUGGACGAUCGAUCGCAGACUGGUCACGACGACCAGAUUGUCAACUCUAUCUCCAUUUCAAGGCACAAUUCGCGGCGGUGCUGUUCAGAUUGUUCCCCAUGGCACUGCUUCGCGCAUCGCGAAGGUCCCUCGCUUGCUUCCCGCAAGCACUCGCGAUCGCAGUCGUCGCAUUGGUGUUUUUCGCAAUUGGCUCGCUCGCGGCCGCUCUUCCGUCAAUUCGCGGCGUCGCCCCUCAAGACGUGGCGUACUUCUCGGGCAGCGAGGUGCGGUGCCGCGACGGGUCGCGGUCAAUCGCGGUGCAGCGAGUCAACGACGACUUCUGUGACUGCGCUGACGGCACCGACGAGCCGGGUACGUCAGCAUGCGCCCUGUCGCGCUUCUACUGCGCCAACCGCGGCCACAUGCCUCUGACGCUCUUCUCCUCGCGAGUCAACGACGGCAUCUGCGACUGCUGUGACGGGUCGGACGAGUACGCCACCGGGGCGGGCUGCAACAACACGUGUGUGCAGAUGGGCGCGGAGACGCGCACCCAGCUGGCAGCUGAAGUGGCGACAGUGAGGGAGGGCGUGAAGCUGCGAGGCAAGGCGGUGGUGGGGCACGUGGCGCUGCGGGAGAAGUGGGAGCGCGAGGUCACUGACCUGGAGGAGCGGCGCGCACAGCUGGUGGAGCAGGAGAAGGCGCUCAAAGCACGCAAGGAGGAGUUGGAGCGGCAGGAGGGGAGGGAGAGGGCGUGGAGGGCGAGGCUGGAGAGGGAGCAGCGCGCCCGGGACGCGCUUGUGGCGCACUCCCGCCCAAAGAGAAUCGCUGCUGCUCUUGAUGGUGGCGGCAGUAGUGCUGGUGAGGGUGGAGAGAGUGGCGGUGGUGGAGAGGAGCAGGUGGCAGCAGGGGCAGAGGAGCUGUGGACUGGCGGCCAUGGGGCCAAUGGGGCAGAUGGCGGGGAUGGUGGUGCCAGUGCUGUGGAGGGCGCAGGGAGCGAGGAGAAAGCGCAAGGAGACGAGGGAGCAGCAGGGGGCGAGGGGGAAGGAGGCAGCGAGGAUUUGUCUGGUCUGUCGAAGGAGGAGAUGGGGCGACGGAUUGCGUCCCGAUGGACUGGCGGGGGGGAGGGCGGGCAGCAGCACGAGGAGCACAGCGGGCAUGCUGCAGAGCACAGCGGGCAUGCUGCAGAGCAAGGUGUGGCGGAUGAGGGCUUGGCACCCCCUGAUGUGGGCUAUGGUGAUCCGGAUGCGGUGCAGAGCGGUGAUGAUGAUCUUGAUCAUGACGACGACCAUGAUUAUAGUGGCAGUGAUGAUGAUGAGUACAAGGAGGAUGUUAAUAACGAGGAUGAGGACUACAGCAAGGAUGGUGAGGAAGACGUGGACGUGGAUGGGGAUGCAGAGAGUGAGGGGGAGGAGGAGGCAGCGGAUCUGGAGCAAGGAAUGGGGGCAGGGGGAGGGGGAGCGGAUGAGGGCACGGGAGGGGCAAGGGGGGAUGGCGGAGGGGCGGAGGAGGAGGAUGGGGAGGAGGGCGAGGUGAGUGCGGAGGAGUUGAAGCAGCUGGAGGAGUUCAACCCAGAUGACCCGCCAGCCGUGACACCUGUCAGCGUCUGGUUGGCUCGCACCCUCCACUGGCCCAUGGCCGUGUGUUCCCGCCUCUACUCCCUCGCUGCCCCCACGCCGCCCCUCACUCUGAACGCCUCUCGCGUGGAGGCAGCGCGGGAGGAGCACAGGGGGGUGGAGGAGCAGCUGAGGAAGGCGAGGAGCCGCGCCAAGGUGCUUAAGGACAAGCUCAAGCGCGACUAUGGGCCGCACGGGGAGUUCUCCAACCUCGUGGACCGCUGCUUCUCCUUCAACGCCAACCAGUACACGUAUGAGAUCUGCCCGUACAAGAAGGCCGUGCAGAAGGAAGGCCACUCCGAGACGACUCUUGGGCACUUCAAGCGGUUUGAGGAGGGGCACACGGUGAUGGCGUUCGAGGAUGGCGAGCACUGCUGGAACGGACCGGCUCGGAGCAUCAAGGUGGCAUUCAAGUGCGGGGCGGAGGUGGCGGUGCUGGCGGUGGACGAGCCCAACCGCUGCGAGUACGCGGCCACCAUGACCACGCCGUCCGUUUGCACCGAGGAAAAAGCCAAGGAGCUGGAGCAGCAGCUGGAGGCAAUGCUGCACGACAUUCAGCCCACCCAUGAUGAGCUCUGA